This is a messenger RNA of Exaiptasia diaphana, 1366 nucleotides long. RefSeq names its product EGF-like repeat and discoidin I-like domain-containing protein 3. The transcript is spliced from 3 exons. The record is from RefSeq and is a predicted model, not a curated record. Lineage: Eukaryota; Metazoa; Cnidaria; Anthozoa; Actiniaria; Aiptasiidae. Bases 1 to 906 code for a protein of 301 amino acids.
AUGAAAAUCUCAAUCAAUGAAUCCUUGCUUACUCAGAAUGUCAUAAUUAUCGUAUUUUGCGUUGUCAAGUGGUUGCUAUGGAAAUCAACAUUAGCCAAUACGUGUGAUGAUACACCUUACCGCUUACCAAGUCACGUGCUCCUUCACCACGUGAUCCAGUCUUUACAGGGUACUAGUUCUAUAGUCAGCUGUCUUGACCAUUGUGAAGAUAACUCGAAAUGUCACAGCAUCAACUGGUACAGUAUUACAGGUCUGUGUCAGCUGAAUGACGGUACUCACCUCUCCUACCCUGAGGGUCUUGUGCCAGACUCGACUGGAAGGUACAUCCUGUACAGYCUUCGCCCGAUGGUUACCUGUAGUAACAAGUUCUGUAGUCAUGGAGACAUUUGUUUGAUGGAAAAGAAUGGGAUCAACUAUCGAUGUGAAAGUACUGAUUGUAUUCAGCCACUUGGUAUGGAAGAUGGUCGCAUCAAAAAUUCACAAAUCACAGCAUCGUCGUCCUAUWCGACUGGCAAACCAUAUAAUGGAAGRYUGAACGCAAAAUAUGUACUCAAUCAGAACGCUGGAGGCUGGACUGCAAGAGCAUCURAACCUGGUCAAUACUUGCAAGUUGACCUUUUACGAACACACAUAAUCACAAAAGUUGCUACGCAGGGCAGAGGUUACAGUCAGUACCCAAGGUGGGUGACAAAGUACUACCUUACCUACAAUCAAGACGGUACUACCUGGAAAUCGUACAARUAUGGAGGAGUUGUUAAGGAAUUCGUUGGAAACACAAACAUACACACGAUUGUAGAGAGAACCCUUCCUUCACCAAUCAAAGCCAAGUUGAUUAGAGUUGUGGUUUUGGCAUGGCAAGGUGGCAGGGCUGCAAUGCGAAUUGAACUCUAUGGAUGUGUCAUUUAGUAAACUAGAACGAGAUACGGUUAACUGUUGAAUACGCUUGUACUUACUAUGUUUAAAAACAAAAAAAAAUUGUAAACUCUAAUCCCCAUUUCAUUUCCCCAUUCCCCUAAAACUUAACAAUGGAACCUUACACCAGUUGAGUUCAUACACUCACAACGUUGCCGCUCCACUCGAACGAAAGGGAUUAUAGAUAAAAGUCUUUCAAUUGUGAAAAAUGACAAAAAAGAACAGCCUUCACAAUAUAAGUUCAUCGUGUCGAUUCUUCGCAUCCUUGAACAAAACUAGCCUCCUCCGCAGGCAUCACAAAGAAUCACAAAGACUCACGGGAUUCCUGUCUUUUUUGGGAGUCAAAAGAGGGAGAAUGGGGGCGAGAAAAGGGAGGAAGCCCCUGGGGAGGAGGCUAGAACAAAACGUGUUUUGAGUUUUCAGUCUCGAUAUCUUCGGCUUGUUUACUUAUGUC